AUGUCAUCUAAAACCAGAGAUAUUAAUACACAUUAUCGUGAUAAGUGUUCGUUCAAAAAUUGUUCUAUAGGAAAUUUAUUUCGUAAAUUAGCCUUUUUUCCAAAUAAUUCAAAUUUAAAGAAUAACCCACCAACAAAUUUGACCAGUUUCGAUAAUGUUCAUGAAUCAAAUUUAAAUAAUAACCCACCAACAAAAUCGACAAGUACCAUUAAUGGUUAUGAAAAUAAUUGUACUAGAUGUGGCCAAAAAAAUGAUUGGGAAAGAUAUUCAAAUGUUGAUGUUGCUCUAAAGAGUCUUAAAAACAUAAAAGAGGAAGAUAUUACUAGUGAUCUUUUUAAAGAGCUUAAAUCUCAUUUAAAAUCUAACGACCAGAUAGUAGGUCGUUUUAACGUCUUGCGCACAUAUGGCAUUACCUUUGAUCCUGAAUUAAAGGUUUAUAUGAUGGUCAUGACAUUAGCAGACUAUGGUGAUUUAUCUGCAUAUUUGCAUCAAAAUUUUUCUACGCUCACUUAUAUAAAGAAGCUUGAGCUUCUCUAUGACAUAGCUACUGGUCUUACUCAGAUCCAUAAAUCUGGACUUGUUCAUCGUGAUUUACACAGUGGUAAUAUAUUGUGCCAGGGGAUAAAGGAUAAUAACCUGGGUCGUGGUGAAGAAUAUCGAUUCGUUAUUGCUUUUGGUGAAGUUAGGCUCAACACAUCUUUAGCAUUAAAAAUUUGUUCUGGAAAUAGACCUGAUAUUCCAUUUAAUACUCCAAAAUUAUAUUCAGACUUAAUGCAAAGAUGUUGGAGUAAUAAUAUUGAAGAAAGGCCAAGUGCACAUGAGUUAUAUAUGACGAUUGGGAUAUGGUUGAAUCAAUGUUUAUUCGUUCCAAAUUCUGAAAUCGCUAAAGAAUUUAAAAAUGGUGAUGAACUCAGACCAAAAAUACAGAAACCACAAGUAUUACAUCCGGAUAAUGUCCUAUACAGUACUGUUUAUGAUAUUAUAGAUCCAACAGAUCAGAAAACUUCUGAUUUAUUUAACAUUGAAGAUUCAACAGACUUUGAAAUCCCUGAAGAUUUGUGA
Molecule: messenger RNA, 1062 nt
Organism: Cetraspora pellucida
Lineage: Eukaryota; Fungi; Glomeromycota; Glomeromycetes; Diversisporales; Gigasporaceae
Source: the annotation of a GenBank genome assembly